GACACCUUCCGCUAGCUCCAGCCCUACCCCCCACCGAUUCCCGCCUGUUUUGUUUCCCAGCUCCGGUCUCGAGUGGCGAAGAGUUUCGGGGAUUCGGUUUCGCUCGUCAUUCUGCCUCGAGAGCAUCCGGUCUGGAUCAUCGCGACAGAUGCAGUUUAAAGUCACGGUGGCUGGAAAGGUAGUUGUGAUGGACUAGGAGCUGCUCUGCUUAUCCUGCAUCUCCAGCGGGGCUUCCAGGGCCUAGAACACGAGAGAAAUCCAGUGUCUAUUACAGAACAAUUUUCAUCUUUCUGGUUAAAUGACUUUUGUGCCAGUGAUACCAGAAGCCUGCAGCCAUGUUCUUGCAGAGUUUGAUUCCUUGGAUCCAUUACUCACGGCUUUGCGACUGGAUUCCAGUCGUCUAAAGUGUACCAGCGUAGCUGUGUCUCGGAAAUGGCUGGCAUUAGGCAGCACAGGAGGAGGACUCAAUCUUAUUCAGAAAGAUGGCUGGAAGCAAAGGCUGUUUCUCUCUCACCGGGAAGGUGCAAUCUCUCAGAUUGCCUGCUGUUCUCAUGAUGAUGAUUAUGUUGCUGUAGCUACCAGUCAAGGUCUUGUAGUUGUUUGGCAAUUAAAUCAAGAACGUCGAGGAAAACCAGAGCGAAUUCAUGUGUCCUCCGAACACAAAGGCCGAAAAGUUACAGCCCUCUGUUGGGACACAGCUGUUCUGAGAGUCUUUGUAGGUGACCAUGUGGGCAAAGUAUCUGCCAUCAAACUCAACACUUUGAAGCAGGCAAAGGCAGCUGCUGCCUUUGUGAUGUUUCCUGUUCAGACAAUAACAACAGUCGACUCCUGUGUUGUUCAGUUAGAUUAUUUGGAUGGAAGAUUACUUGUGUCUUCACUGACUCGAUCCUUCUUGUGUGACACUGAGAGGGAAAAGUUUUGGAAAAUUGGAAAUAAGGAAAGAGAUGGAGAAUAUGGAGCUUGUUUUUUUCCCGGAAAAUUUACUGGGAGCCAGCAGCCUUUGAUCUACUGUGCACGCCCAGGCUCCAGGAUGUGGGAAGUGAACUUUGAUGGGGAAGUGCUAAGUACACACCAGUUCAAGAAGCUCUUGUCAUUGCCACCUCUCCCUGUGAUCACUGCAAGAUCAGAGCCUCAGUAUGAUCAUACAGUUGGAUCCUCCCAGUCUUUGUCAUUCCCUAAACUCUUACAUCUUAGUGAACACUGUGUGCUGACUUGGACAGAAAAAGGAAUUUAUAUUUUCAUCCCUCAGAAUGUUCAGGUUCUUCUUUGGAGUGAAGUCAAGGAUAUUCAGGAUGUAGCUGUCUUCAAGAAUGAGUUGUUCUGUUUACACUUUAAUGGGAAAAUCUCACAUCUUUCCCUGUUGUCUGUGGAGCGCUGUGUGGAACGCCUGUUAAGAAGAGGCCUGUGGGACUUGGCUGCUCGCACAUGCUGUCUCUUCCAAAAUUCUAUCAUUACCAGCAGAACAAGAAAAACAUUGACCACAGAUAAAUUAGAGCAUUUGAAAUCUCAGCUGGACCUUACAACCUACAGUGAACUAAUUUCUCAACUGGAUGAAUUGAUCUUCAAAUUUGAGCCUUUGGAUUCAGCUUGCAGUAGUAGAAGAAGCUCCAUUUCAUCACAUGAAAGUUUUAGCAUCUUGGACUCUGGUAUAUAUCGGAUCAUCAGUAGUAGAAGAGGCAGUCAGUCCGAUGAAGAUUCUUGCUCCCUUCACAGUCAGACCUUCUCAGAAGAUGAAAGACUUAAAGAGUUUGCCUCACCCCAGGAAGAAGAGCAGUCAGAGCAGGUCUGUGCUGCAAACAGAAAUGAAGACAAUGUCCCCCAUGGUCUAGUGAUGUCUGAGACAGAUAAGAAUGAAGCUUUUCUGCCCUUCAGCAUUCCACUGCCAUUUCGUUCUCCAUCUCCUCUGGUGUCCCUUCAGGCUGUUAAAGAAAGUGUUUCUAGCUUUGUGCGUAAAACUACUGAGAAAAUUGGCACCCUUCACGCAAGCCCGGAGCUGAAGGAGACAUUAGAAUCCAAGGAUGCUGACCAAGUACAUGAAGAGGAAGUGAUUGCAGAUACCCGGCCUCUGGAGGAAGACUCUGAGGAGAAAGAAAUUAGCCAACUUCUUGAAGAAGACAGGCUUCAAGAACUCACAGCAGUGACAGCAGAAGCAAUGACCAAGUUACUGGACCCUCUGGUUUUAUUUGAACCCAAGUCACUAAGAACAGUUUUACGUGAGUGGCUUUCACAGUUAGAAAAAACAUUUGCCUUGAAGGACUUCACUGGCAUUUCCAGUACCAGCAGUCUACCUGUGAAAUUGAACCUGGAUGUGCACCUCCUUAGUGAGUCAGAAGAGGGAGUGUUAGAUGAAGAUAGUGAAGAAGAAAAAAGGAAUUCUUCAGGCACUGAAGAAACUGGUGGUCAUAUAGCCUGUGAAUCUGUAAGCAGCCUUAGUGAACCCUUGGGUGAUUUUUUUCGAGUAUAUUCUCCAUUCACUAUAGCCAACAGUCUUCAGAAAGAUCUGAUGGAAUUGACAACGUUGUGCUUGGAACUGAAUGUAUUGACUUCCGUAGUGGAAAGCAUAGGUGGUGGACAUGUGGACCGUACUUUACAGCAGCUCUCUCCUGAGAUCCUGGCUUGUCGUUUCCUAAAGAAGUAUUUUUUUCUCCUGGACUUGAAAAGAGCAAGGGACAGUAUCAAACUAAGUUACACCAACAACCCUUGUGUUUGGGACACUUUUGUUGAAGGACUGAAAGAAAUUGCACGUUCUAAUUCUGCAUACACAGAAAUAGAAGAAGGAGAUCUGCCCACAGGCCUACAGUUACUGGAUGGUUCAAUCCCUUCAGAUAGUCCUUUGUUAAUUGCAUUUGCCACCCGAUUGUAUGAUAGAUUUGGGGAGUCUGCCCUUCGAGCGUUCAUCAAGUUUUAUCCAUCCAUCCUGCCUUCCGACAUUGCACAGCUCUGCCGUCAUCAUCCCGCUCAGUUUUUGGCCUAUCUGGACAGCCUGGUGAAGUCAAGGCCUGAAGAUCAGUGGCCAUCCUUCCUUGAGUUCCUUCUUCAACCAGAGUCUUUAAGACUUGACUGGCUGCUUUUGGCAGUGUCCCAUGAUGCUCCACCAAGCACAAGUACACUAGAUGAUGAAGGACAUCCCAGGCCCCAUUCACACUUGCUUUCUUGGGGUUAUAGUCAGUUGAUCCUUCUUCUGAUUAAACUUCCUGCAGACUUCACAACCAAAGAGAAAAUGAUUGACAUCUGUAGGUCCUAUGGGUUCUGGCCUGGAUACCUUACACUCUGCCUGGAGCUGGAGAGGAGGAGGGAGGCCUUCACCAACAUUGUAUAUCUGAAUGAUAUAAGCCUGAUGGAAGGGGACAAUGGGUGGAUCCCCGAGACCUUGGAGGAAUGGAAGCUUCUCCUACAUCUACUACAGAACAAGAGCAUAAGGCCAACUCCUCAGGAGUCACUAAAUGGGAGCCUCAGUGAUGGCCCUGCCCCCAUCAAUGUGGAGAAUGUGGCACUCCUGUUAGCUAAGGCCAUGGGCCCAGAUCGGGCCUGGUCACUGCUGCAGGAAUGUGGUCUGGCCCUUGAGUUAUCUGCAAAGUUUACCAGAACCUGUGACAUCCUGAGGAUUGCUGAGAGAAGGCAGAGAGCGCUGAUACAAGGCAUGCUUGAGAAGUGUGACCGGUUCCUAUGGUCACAGCAGACCUAGUGGGAGAUCUGUCGGGACAUGGUGUCAUUUUUGACCAAGUGGAGUCCUGCUCCAGAACCUUCAGAGGGCUUUGCCACAGAAGGGAAGGGGAUCCUGAAACCGUGCCUGACCAGAGCCUGUCACGCUGCUGCAGCUGCUGUUGCUGCCCAUCUCCACCUUGGCACUAGGCUCUUGUGCCUCUGUGACCUCAGAGUUUGCCAACCACAGUUGUCUCCUGGGAGAAGUUGGUCAUCAUUCACUGGAAGCGACAUGGGAUGCUCACUGCCGUGUGGUUUUCAGUGUGGACACAGUGGUGUUGAUGCUGUUACUGCAUCGGGGAAUUGUUUCUUACUGUGGCAGAUCUGUUGGGAGCAGAUGCUUUGUUAGAUGAGGAAAGAUAAUGUUAUCAACUGGAGUUCAGUACUGGUCACACUUGUCUGAGGCCAUCUAGAAAUACUGAGUUAGGACCUAGAACAAUGACAUAACAGUGACAUUGUUUUGUUGACAUAUAUAAUAAACUUUGGAGAUUCAGAGUUUUAAAUAAAAUUGCCAGUCUCUGAGUUGAGCUCAAUUUAAAGUAUUUUUUUCCAGUAUUUAUUUGAUAUCUUCUAUUCUAAACCUACAUACAUUGACUAAUCACUGGAAAUAUAGUAAUUUUUAAAGAGUUACCAAAAGAGUCAUGCACUUUUUCCUUUUUCUUUCUUUUUUUGGAAACAGGGUCUUACUUUGUAACUGUAGCUAACCUGGAACUUGCUACACCAGGUAGACUAGGCUGGCCUUGACCUUAAGAGAUCUGCCUGCCUCUGCCUUUUGAGCAUUGGGAUUAAAGGUAUGUGUCAUCACAAACACACAGACACACACACUUAAAAAUUAUCUUUAAGACACAUGGUAAGAGAAAGUCAAGAAGUAUUAUAGAUUAUAACAAAUGAUUGUAUUAUUAAAUCCAGAUAACUAGAUUGUCAUUUUAUGAGGCUUUACUUUGUUAUAUUGGUAAUAAAUGGUAAAGGCUUUGUUUGAACAGAA
Cricetulus griseus (Chinese hamster) is the source of this 4687-nucleotide messenger RNA. Lineage: Eukaryota; Metazoa; Chordata; Mammalia; Rodentia; Cricetidae. The record is from RefSeq and is a predicted model, not a curated record.